GACACGUGUACAAAGGAACCAGGAAGUGACUGCCGGAAUUGGAGUAUCCGCUGUAGUUUGCAACGUCUGGGUGAUCAUACUGAGUAUCAUCAAACCCAGGACCAUUCAUUAUGAUACCUGGUUACAACCCAGUGUUGCAAGCGCUGCUAGGAACCUUCUUGACGUGGGGAUUGACAGCUGCUGGCUCAGCACUUGUAUUUAUCUUUUCCAGUGGGCAGAGACGAAUCUUGGAUGGGAGUCUAGGCUUUGCUGCAGGGGUGAUGCUGGCUGCUUCUUACUGGUCCCUUCUUGCACCUGCUAUUGAGCUAGCUGAGGACUCUGGGAAGUUUGGAGCCUUGGCCUUCCUCCCUGUAGCAGUUGGCUUCACUCUGGGAGCAGCAUUUGUAUUCUUCGCUGACCUCAUUCUCCCAUGGCUGGACGGCUGUGUUAUGGUCAGUUAUGGGAUGUUCUGUCAGACUGGAAUAUUUCCUCCCUCUGGUUGUUCAGUGCUGUCAGUCUUGAUGUCAGAAAUGCAUCCCUUGAUUACUUUGCACAGAGACUGCCCAGUUUGUUUUGUGUAA
Molecule: messenger RNA, 560 nt
Organism: Python bivittatus (Burmese python)
Lineage: Eukaryota; Metazoa; Chordata; Lepidosauria; Squamata; Pythonidae
Source: RefSeq, a predicted model, not a curated record